AUGCCUCCGUCGUCGCGACGGUCCCAGAAGACUCGUCGCGAGUCUAAGAGGGACAACUCUACCGCCAUCGACUCGUCGCCAACCCGCCCUGCCAAGCGCCGCAGAAAGGUCGAUGAGACGACGACUCCUUCGACUGCAGCCACAGCUGGCAAUUCGAGUGCCGCAGUGCCACCCGUUCCCACCCCUUCUACCGAUCCUAUCGAGGAAGAGGACUCUGUCCUCGGAAAUGGAAGCGAAGGUGACCAGCUAGUCUCGCGCGUCGUCCAUUAUCUCACCUCCCCAAAAGACCAGCGCAUCCAGGCCAGCAAGGACCACUCCAACGCUAUCCACGAGACGAAUAAGGAUGGCGUCAAAGCCUACGCCAAGGUUGCCGCUCAAGACUGGACCUUUUAUAUUACAAAGCUCGAGGUGAACAUUGGUCGCGCUUCCGACCCUCCCGCCGCUCAUCCACCUGCUCCAGACGACGAGGACUUUGUCCACAUCGAUCUCGGUCCUAGCAAGACCGUCUCGCGCCAGCAUGCCGUCAUAUGCUUCGAUACCAAGGAGGAACAAUGGUUCUUCCGCGUAAAGGGCCGCAACGGCGCGAAGAUCGAUGGAGAGCCCAUGAAGUCGGGUACCUCGCGGGGUCUCAAGAGCGGCGAGGUCAUCGAGAUUGGAGGCGUUGAGAUGAUGUUUGUACUCCCUACCGAAAUUAGCCCACUCCACAUCAACGAGACGUAUCUCCAGAGAGCUGGUAUUUCGCCCUCCGAGCUCCCCAGUCCCGCCAUCAAUGCGCCGCUCCUAUCUACAACACAGCCCUCCGAUGAUCUCCCGUCUUCCGCCCCGGCCUCCAGGCCUCCUCGUAGUAGCCAGAGUGCCCAACAGCAGCAGCAGCAACAGCAGCUAAUUGCACCUGCUCCGCCAAACUACCGUCGUCCGGGAACCCCUCCUUCAGCAGCAGGGCGACGUACCACAAUGGUUCAGAUGACCUCCCCGCAGGCUCCUAGUAGCGCAACGCCGUUCGGCAUGACUCUCGAGAUUGAUCUAUCCAAGGACGAAAAUCGCCAUAUCAAGCCCCAGUUUAGUUAUGCCCAGAUGAUUACACAGGCUAUUAUACAUACGGAUGAUGGCAAGCUCAACCUCAACGGCAUCUACAACUUUAUCAUGGACAACUAUGCCUAUUAUCGACAUCAGGAGCCAGCCGGUUGGCAGAACUCCAUUCGACAUAAUCUCUCCCUUAACAAGGCCUUCGAAAAGGUUCCCCGAUCAACCGAUGAGCCUGGCAAGGGCAUGAAGUGGCAGAUCGUGAGCGAGUACAAGGAUGAGAUGGUCCGCAAUGCGUUCAAGGGUGGUCGUGGCGGUCAUCGCGGUAGCUCCGCUCCUUCCUCUCCGAGUCAUGUCAACUACAUCACCCUCACCAGGGAUCCCGCGUCGGCUAGAAAGCGCAGAAUGUCCCCCAUAUUGUCACCCCCGCCCGCGUCCUCGUCCCUCGCCAUUCCCCAGUCCACGCCCGAUCGCAGCCGGAACCGGAGAAGCGCCGCUGUUCUCCCCAGUGACGGCAGCCCCCUUCCUCGACCCCGAAAGCCCGUGCCGAACGCCGCGCCGUCUAGCUCGAUCUACCAGCCCCAGUCUCCCACUCUCGCGUCGUCGUACCUCCAGGACGAGAACACGUCGUUCGUCACCCCGGCGCCGCCGCGAGUCCACCCCCGUCUCGCGCCACCCAGCACGGCCCCCCGACCUAGCCAGCACAUGCCGACUAGCUCUCCUGCGCCGUUCUGGAAGUACGCCGAUAUUGGCAGCACGCCGUUGCGCCCUGCCGCGCAAUUCGACGCCAGUCCAUCAAGGAGGCUGGGCGGCGGUCUCCCUCAUAGCAGCAGUCCCCCUGCACGACCUACCAAGUCACCCGUGCUUAGCCCCGUAAAGCCCGCGCCUGAGCCGCCGGCGGAUAGUUCGGCUGGCGACAUUGAGGAGGAGCAAGGAUUCGACUUGGCAAAGGGCUUCCAAAGCAUCGGCUCAUAUCACGCGCCCGUAAGCCAAGGUCUUCCCAUCGCCCGGGCUCGGGAUUCCUUUUAA
This is a messenger RNA of Scedosporium apiospermum, 2052 nucleotides long. Its product is annotated as FKH1-like protein. Gene Ontology annotation, molecular function: DNA-binding transcription factor activity, RNA polymerase II-specific; protein binding; RNA polymerase II cis-regulatory region sequence-specific DNA binding. Gene Ontology annotation, biological process: regulation of transcription by RNA polymerase II. The coding region runs from base 1 to 2052 and encodes 683 amino acids. NCBI's taxonomy places the organism in Eukaryota, Fungi, Ascomycota, Sordariomycetes, Microascales, Microascaceae. The transcript is spliced from 4 exons. The record is from RefSeq and is a predicted model, not a curated record.